This is a messenger RNA of Nematostella vectensis (starlet sea anemone), 2056 nucleotides long. RefSeq names its product PWWP domain-containing protein 2A. The transcript has 2 exons. Gene Ontology annotation, molecular function: chromatin binding. Lineage: Eukaryota; Metazoa; Cnidaria; Anthozoa; Actiniaria; Edwardsiidae. The record is from RefSeq and is a predicted model, not a curated record. Gene Ontology annotation, cellular component: chromocenter; nucleus. Bases 1 to 1599 code for a protein of 532 amino acids.
AUGGCUAGUUUUAAGGUUGGAAGCAUCGUUUCCGCCACAGUUGAGCAAGCCUUAGAGAACUGUAUCAUGGUUAAAUACAAAAGGGGCUCAAGGACCUUCCGAGGGGUUUUAUUUGACGAGAAAAACUCAGUUGUUUCAAGGAUACCUUUGAAAGAUGAAGAAAGUAGACAAAAAAUGGCUACCAAUACCUUACCUGCUAGAAUGGCUGUGGUCUCACCAUCUAAAGCCACAUACUCGUCGUUACGAUCACGGGCAUGUACUUUAAAUAACAGGAGGGGCAUUGUUAACCUAAGUCCCAAGCCAAGGACCCUAAGACAUGAGAAGACAAGUAAUGGGAGCAAGAAAGGCAACUCUUUACCUUCCCAAAGUACAUCCUUAAAGAGCUCUAAUCCUUCUAAGAAAUUCAGCCACGCUACUAGAGACAUUGAUAAGGUAGUUGAGAAUAAGAAUGGAAAAUCUCAGGGGGUAGGAGGAGGGUUGAAAAGGUCAGCUCCAACUGAACUAGUAAAUAACAAACCAUCCAAGGCAGUCAAGACUGGGCAGGAGACGGUUGGAGACUCAAGCAGGGCAAUCAUAAAGAAAUCAAGGGUUAGGCAAAGAAGUGACGAAUCAACAAACAUGAGAGAAAGACUCGGGGAUAGCACACAGACUGGCUUUGAAAGGGACAGUUUGCAGCCUGGUCAUUUCCUCAAGACAACACCCUCUAUGGAAGAUGAAAAUGUAGUAUUUGGUGUAAAUGGGUCAGAUGUUGUUGCUAAUAGCUCCAGUGGAACAGUGAAAAGAAGUCUAUUUCUUCCCGAGGUGAUGGAAGAGAAUGACUCUGUAUUCAGAGAUGAUGUCUCUCACAGCUCUUCGUCUCUAACAAAUGAGGAAACAGAGGUUAAUCUUUACUGUGAUGAGCCCCCAGUAGAUGUGUUUUUGACUUCACUGGGGCUAGAUCAUGAAUUAACAGACAACAAGAAAGAUGGCUCUAAGACUAAAGAUAACUUCCCUGUAAUUGAUUCCCCUGUGUCAAAUUCAGAUGAGAUAAGUGAGCCAACUGAUAAAACAAGUGAUGAUACUGUUUUAACACCAGUCAAAAAAUCUGCAAGAAUAAGUGCUAAGCGGGCAAAACUAGAGGAAAUCGGUAUAAACGAUGAAGAUGACAAAACUACCAUAUGGAGCAUUUGGGGGGCAUCUCCAGUGAAAAAGGAGCAAAAACAAUCAGAGACUGGAUCAAGGAAACAUUCUGACACUGAUUCCACACAUUUAAAAUUAUCCAGCACUGAGACCCAUGCUAAUCAACCUACGGUUAUUGAAGAUUGUAAUGCGGCAUCAAUAAACGAGGGGAGUAUUAUAUGGGGCAAGGUGCAUGGGCACCCUUGGUGGCCUGGAAGGGUGAUGGCUAUCACAGAGGUUGUAGAUGACCAGGGGGGUGUGGACACAUUUGCUCAUGUCACUUGGUUUGGUUCAAAUACAAGCUCAGAGAUGCCUGUACAAGAAUUACAGGAUUUUGAACCAAAUUUCCGCCGGCGAUACAAGAAAGACAAAAAGGGAUGUUACCGCAGGGCAGUUCGACAAGCCCAAGAAACACUAACAAUUAUGAAAUUGGGUAUUUGAACAAGAAAAUUUAAUUUAAAACAAAAAAUGUUCCUAACUGUAUUGUUGUAAGGAGCUUGGAUCAAAUUUAAAUCUUAGUUUACAGUAGGUGUCUAUAAUAUUUUAUGUUCCUUGUUGUGUUAAAAAUUGUACCAUAAUUUAUAUAAGAAAUUGUAAAUAUUGAGCUGCAAAGCAGUGGCUCUUAAAUUUGAGUAUUGAAUUUCUAUUAUCAAGAAAAAUUAUUAUACAAAAUGAUAAUAAUUCAUUAUUUAUAGUAGAACUGCAAAGAUAAAAAAACAUAAUGUUGUAUAAAGAAAAUAAUAGAGCAGAACCAGUCAAUUUCAGGAAGUUGUAAAACGCUUGUUAUGUAAAAUACUUUAAUUUGGUAUGGUUCAGUUGUUUUGUUAAUGUUAAAUAGCUUGUGGUUAAAAUUCAAAAUGACUUUGGAUGUUACACAAAAUAAAUGCAGAAGGCACUA